GCUCACUCUUAUUGCAUGUCCCAUGUGUAUCUCCUGGUAACAUGGUGGCCAUCGUUACCGCGGAAACGGUGGUGUAUUGGUGAUGCCUCCAGGGGUAUAUAUACACCGAGCGCUGCGGGGCUUGAUAAACACUUGCCCAUCAGCGAUUACUGCUGCAGCAUGUAUACGUCAUUGAUAGCCAUUGUCACGCUGGCAGCAUACGCUGCAUCGGCUCCAGCUCCAGCUGAUGAACCAAUACCAAUUGUCAGCCAAAGUCAGGAGGGUCCAAAUCCAGAUGGAUCAUACAAAUGGAGUUAUGAAAGUGGAAAUGGUAUCAAGGCCGAGGAACAAGGACAAUUAAAGAACGCUGGCUCGGAGAACGAAGCUAUGGAGGCACAAGGUGCAUUCAGUUAUCCAAGCGACGAUGGCCAACAAAUAUCUUUGACUUAUACGGCGGAUGAGAAUGGAUUCCAACCAGUUGGUGCUCACCUUCCUGUACCACCCGAAGUUCCGGCUUUAAUACAGAAAGCACUCGAGUGGAUAGCAGCACAUCCCUCGAAAGACGACGAGAAUAAUCUGUAACACCGACAAUCUAUAACGCCAGUGUGAUCUCACCAGCUCCUUUUUAAAUAUUAUUACGAUCGAGAUAAAACGACGAUCUUUUUAGCCCGAUGAUGAGUUUAAUCCGUUCACGCGACGCCGCCGUCUCGCCGCACUUAUGUUCGUUUUUCUAUUUUCUCUGUCUCUUUCUUUUUCUUCCUAUUUUUCUCUUUCUCUUACUUUUCUCCCAAUUAUUUCUUAUUCCCUUCGCUCUUCUAAACGUCCGACCUCGAACAUGGACUACUCUGGUUCAAUUUGUUGUAAAUAUUUAUUUGUACGUCUAUGCGAUACUAUAUUAAUAUAUAUAUAUAUAUAUAUAUAUAUAUACAUAUAUAUAUAUAUAUUAUACGUAUAUAUACACACACAGACACACACAGACAUAUGACACACUUAUAUAUCUACUUAAAUAGCAAACCGAUGUAAUUAACUGUCGUUAAGUAUAUCAAAGUGCGUUUGAGAAUAAAUGUUGCAUCCCAGGAGAAAA
Vespa mandarinia (Asian giant hornet) is the source of this 1063-nucleotide messenger RNA. RefSeq names its product cuticular protein 22 (gene CPR22). The record is from RefSeq and is a predicted model, not a curated record. Gene Ontology annotation, molecular function: structural constituent of chitin-based larval cuticle. Gene Ontology annotation, cellular component: chitin-based extracellular matrix. Lineage: Eukaryota; Metazoa; Arthropoda; Insecta; Hymenoptera; Vespidae.